Asterias rubens (European starfish) is the source of this 1208-nucleotide messenger RNA. RefSeq names its product derlin-1-like. Gene Ontology annotation, molecular function: ubiquitin-specific protease binding; misfolded protein binding. Gene Ontology annotation, biological process: endoplasmic reticulum unfolded protein response. Gene Ontology annotation, cellular component: Hrd1p ubiquitin ligase ERAD-L complex; endoplasmic reticulum membrane. Lineage: Eukaryota; Metazoa; Echinodermata; Asteroidea; Forcipulatida; Asteriidae. The record is from RefSeq and is a predicted model, not a curated record. The coding region runs from base 193 to 963 and encodes 256 amino acids. The transcript has 7 exons.
CGCAAUUUUAGUUCUGCAGAUUGUGCAAACCCACAAAAUGUGUCCAACGUAAAAUUUACUAGCGUAACGUAACUGCCAUCAAAUCUCCAAUUUAUCAGAAAACAGUGCUUGAUUCAAAGCCAUUUACUGUGUAUUUUCUUUCGAAGUACCUUUAGACACAGAUAUUGGGUUGAUAUCUGGUCCACGGCAGCCAUGGCACAACAGAGCGACAUCGGCGAUUGGUACCGGGGAAUUCCGCUGAUUACACGGGGAUGGUUUACUGGGUCUGUGGUCGUCCCACUACUCGCUAAGUUCGGUAUUCUAAACCCGAUGUGGUUGAUUCUCAACUUUCAUCAAGUCGUGUACAGAUUUCAGAUAUGGCGACCCAUUACAGCCCUCUUUUUCUAUCCCAUAACUCCGAUGACCGGCUUUCACUACCUCAUACAGCUCUUUUUCCUCUACAGUUACUCCAAUAGAUUAGAGAGAGGUAUCUUUGAUGGCAAGCCUGCAGAUUAUUUGUUUAUGCUUAUGUUUAACUGGGCCUGCCUCGUUAUCGUUGGUUUUAUUGCUCCACUGAUGUUUUUGAUGGACCCGAUGGUAUUAAGUGUCUUGUAUGUGUGGUGUCAGCUCAACCGUGACACCAUCGUCCAGUUCUGGUUUGGGACUCAAUUCAAGGCCAUGUACCUUCCUUGGGUUCUGGUUGCAUUCAACAUGAUCAUCAGAGGAGGGGGAUUUUUUGAACUUUUGGGAAUCGUUGUCGGCCAUCUUUACUUCUUUUUGAUGUUCAAGUACCCCCAGGAUUUCGGUGGCCGCGCUUUCCUAAGCACUCCUGCUAUUUUAUACAAGUACUUUCCCAAUCGUCAAGGCGGAGUCAGUGGAUUCGGCAUGGCCCCUCCAAGCAAUCGCCCUCGUGAGGACAGAAACGAUGAGCCCGCUGGAGCACGGUAUCGAUGGGGAGGGGGGCAACAACUAGGCGGCCAGUGACCUAGAGGUGAAUGAUCACGAAAACACUCAACUGUACAUACUGCAAGUAGAGCCGCUGUGUACAAAAUUGAUUAGAGCAGUUACCUUAACCCUUUAGAGAUUAUAGCGGCAACAAAAAUGCACAUAGUGGCCGGAAGUAGCCUCAAGAUUUGACCUAGUUCUAUUCACAUAAAGAGGUCAAAGUAAAGAUCUCUGGAUACGGAAUUUUCCAAAAGUAUCCUAACUUCCAAACACAAAACAAAAUU